Molecule: messenger RNA, 1729 nt
Organism: Scleropages formosus (Asian bonytongue)
Lineage: Eukaryota; Metazoa; Chordata; Actinopteri; Osteoglossiformes; Osteoglossidae
Gene: edar
Product: ectodysplasin A receptor
Exons: 12
Coding region: 257-1639 (460 amino acids)
Biological process (GO): positive regulation of canonical NF-kappaB signal transduction; positive regulation of JNK cascade
Cellular component (GO): plasma membrane
Molecular function (GO): signaling receptor activity
Source: RefSeq, a predicted model, not a curated record
GAGACACCAUGCGCGCAGCUCCGCGGACCUCACAUGUCCCGGAUCGGUCUGUCCAGGGACACCAGGUUCGGGGAUCCACAGCAGCACCUCCCACACGGCCGGACAGGAGCGCGAGCGCUCCGACUUCACACCGAUUGUAACUGUUUCGGGAGUGUGUGGACACGUUUCUGUACCAGAUUCCUUCACCGGGGGGAAGGAAAGAAAGGAAGUUCCCGGAAUCGCACCCUCUCCAGUGCACCCGGGGCAAGGCAAGAAGAUGGCCCGGAGCGGGGACCGAAAACGCACCUGCUUCUUGUCCUGCUUGCUGGUGUCUGCUUUGCCUCUGCUGGGGGCCGAGUACUCCAGCUGCGGAGAAAACAAGUUCUACAAUCAGACCACUGGUACCUGCCAAGCCUGUCCUCAAUGCCAGCCGGGCCAAGAGCCCUAUAUGAACUGUGGCUACGGCAUCAAAGACGGGGACUACGACUGCGUACCCUGUCCGCCCGGGAAGUUCUCCAAGGGCAAGUACGAAAUCUGCCGCCGACACAAGGACUGCGACGCCCUGUACCGCGCCACCGUCCUGACGCCUGGGACUGCCGAGAGUGACGCCGAGUGUGGACCCUGCCUCCCGGGGUACUACAUUCUGGAGAACCGACCACGGAACAUCUAUGGGAUGGUGUGCCACUCGUGUCAGAAUGCUCCAAAGAGCAUCAAAGAGUGUGCACGCAGCUCAGCCGCAUCAUCAGGGCGAGCCUCCAGCAUCUCCUCGACCAGCACCACCAUCUUCCCCCACCUACACAAAGAUCUGAGCGGACAGGGCCACCUGGCGACGGCUCUCAUCAUCGCCAUGUCCACCAUCUUCAUCAUGGCUAUUGCCAUAGUGCUCAUCAUCAUGUUCUACAUUUUGAAAGCCAAGACUAGUGGCCAGGCUUGCUGCACAGGUCAGGUGGUGAAGACCGUGGAAGCACAGGCAAACAAACCGGAAGAAAAGAAAGAAGUACAAGAAAAUGUCGUGAUCUUCACGGAAACGAAUGAGUUUGACAAGCUGAAACCCACUCCGCCAAAGAAAAGCGAGAACGACGCCUCCUCCGAGAACGAGCAGCUGCUGAGCCGCAGCAUCGACAGCGACGAGGAGGCGGCGCUGGAGCGCCAAGGGCCAGCGGACCUGUGCCUCCUCUCCCUGGUCCACCUCACCCGGGACAAAAACGGUUCCUCCAUCAACAGCAACACCAGCAGUAACGGCAACGGCAGCAAGACCACCGGGAUCCAGAGUCGACGGAGGAAAAUCCUGGAGCUCUACGCGAAGGCGUGCAGUGAUGCAGAGGGCCUGAGUCCCACAGAGCUGCCCUUCGACUGCCUGGAGAAGACCAGCCGGAUGCUGAGCUCCACAUACAGCACGGACAAGGCGGUGGUCAAGACGUGGCGCCACCUGGCGGAGAGCUUUGGCCUGAAGCGGGAUGAGAUCGGUGGCAUGACGGACGGCAUGCAGCUGUUUGACCGCAUCAGCACAGCGGGCUACAGCAUCCCUGACCUGCUCACCCGCCUGGUUCAGAUCGAGCGCCUGGAUGCAGUGGAGUCACUGUGUGUUGACAUCCUGGGGAAGAUGGAAGGGCCUCCGCCAACUGGUCACGCCGUCUCCUUUCGUUGUGCCAGUGUCUAAGCCCCGCCCAAACCCCACCCCAUGGCUCCGUUCCACAUGAAGAAUAACUAUAGACCUCUACGUAGAGGCCCCACGAUGCUCAGUCCUUCU